AUGAAUGAGUCGACAGCACUGUUAAUUAAUAAUGGCCAAAACUACAACGCCACCGAAGAAAGCAGUAAUCACUUUCAUUGUCAUGACGAGCCCAGCAGAGAUGACAACGGAAGAUCAGUGCAAGCUGCUCGGGUUUUAUGGAUUUCACUUGGUACAUGCUUAUUCUUUAUGAUAUGCGAAGUUGUUGGUGGUUUCUGGGCAAAAUCGUUGGCGAUUGUAACCGAUGCAGCGCAUUUGCUUACUGAUUUUGCUUCGAUGCUGAUUUCAUUGUUCUCCAUCUACAUUGCGUCUAAGCCACCGUCACAACGAAUGAGCUUCGGUUUUUACAGGGCAGAAGUCCUGGGAGCUUUCUUUUCUGUGUUUCUAAUCUGGAUAGUGACGGCCGUCCUUGUCGUGUUGGCCAUCCUACGAAUGGUUAAUCAGGAUUAUGAGAUUAACUCUACUGUCAUGGCUGUCACGGCUACCAUAGGGGUUGCUGUGAACCUGAUCAUGGGCGUUAUGCUCUACUUUGGUGGUCAUUCACAUUCUCACGGUGGAGGGAGUGAUACUCUUUAUCACACACAUCACACUGAAAGGAAUGGUGAAGAAAAUGGUACGAGAUCGAGAAUUCGUCAUUUAAUGAAGGAUCGAAACUCCUUAGGAACGCAGUUGAUUGUAACGCUUUUAGGCAAUCAUUCUUCCGAUGAGCGGAACAUCAACGUCAGGGCCGCAUUCAUUCAUGUCAUUGGCGAUUUGAUUCAGAGCAUCGGUGUACUCAUUGCUGCCCUGAUUAUUUUUUUCAAUAAAGACUGGGCCAUUGUUGAUCCAAUCUGCACCCUUAUAUUCUCUGUUAUUGUGCUUUGUACAACAAUGUAUGUUCUAAGAGAUGCAACAGUUGUUCUCCUUGAAGGAAGACCUAGUACUAUCGACUUUUCGAAUGUAUUCACUUCUUUGGAGCAGAUUAAAGGUGUAAGAAAAGUGCACGAUUUGAGAAUUUGGGCGCUAACAAUGGAUAAGCUAGCCAUUUCGGUUCAUCUGGAAGUAGCACAACCAGAGAUUGCUCAAUCCGUUUUGCGUGAAACUCGUGCCAUGCUGAAGCAGGUGUACGGUGUCCACGAAAGCACGGUGCAAAUAGAAGUUUAUGUUGCUGAAAAGGAUUGUGAUCGUUGUGAUAUCCCCAAAUGA
Molecule: messenger RNA, 1164 nt
Organism: Angiostrongylus costaricensis
Lineage: Eukaryota; Metazoa; Nematoda; Chromadorea; Rhabditida; Metastrongylidae
Source: the annotation of a GenBank genome assembly